This is a messenger RNA of Misgurnus anguillicaudatus (oriental weatherfish), 1821 nucleotides long. It is a transcript of the gene rhbdd2, whose product is annotated as rhomboid domain containing 2. Lineage: Eukaryota; Metazoa; Chordata; Actinopteri; Cypriniformes; Cobitidae. The record is from RefSeq and is a predicted model, not a curated record. Gene Ontology annotation, molecular function: serine-type endopeptidase activity. Gene Ontology annotation, cellular component: membrane.
AACUCGAAAAUGCAUACCACUUUUAAAAACUGGAGACAGAAGUUUGCCGAUUUUGUACCGGAUGUAGAGUUAACAUGUGGGAUAGUGGUUGUGAUCGCGUUGUCAUGCAUCCUCAGUGUACUAACAAAUUUCUUAGAUAUUUCGGAGCAUUUUUUCAGUUUGGAGUCUAGUGCUAUCCUCAAGGGCCAUGUCUACAAACUCUUCACCUAUUGCCUGUAUCCCAAGAAUAUGACCAAUUUAUUCUUAAAUGCCAUAGUGAUGGUGUAUCCCUGUAUCGGCCUGGAAAAAGGAACUGGAACUAUCAGAUUCCUUUAUCUGUCACUGCUGCUGCCAUCCAUCUGUGGACUGCUACACGUGAUGCUGGAGUUGCUGCUGUUCUCCUCGUCCAAUAGGAGCUCAGUAAAUGGACUCAUCCCAUUGGCCCUGUCAGUUUUGGGCAUGGUGACGAUCAAUUCUGCUAUGCGGAAGGCAUAUUUUAUGGGCAUUAAUGUGCCCACUGCAUCUCUGCCCUGGAUUUUUUUAAUAGUUGUAACUGUCUUCUUCCCAAACACAGUCUUCCUUUGUAAUGUUCUGGCCAUCAUCACAGGAAUAAUAUAUGGUAUGGGAUGGUUUUCACUGUUUGAGAUGUCAGAGUCCAGAGCUUCUGUCCUGGAGAAAAAGUUCCCCUUACGCUUGCUCAAGUAUGUACCUGGAGUACAGUUCAUCCCUGCAUCAGCAGAAGAACGUAACAAACCUCUUGACCUCACAAACAUUACCCCUGGGUCAUAUCCUGUCCAGGCCUACGCACCAGUAAACCCUGCCACUGGUCAGGCUAUGGGAAACCAGGCAAACACACUGGAUGGUUGGCCUCAGUCAACAUACCCCCAACAAAACUACACAUUCCCAUCACCUUAUACUGGAAGCUCUGGAGCCGCCACUUGGUAUAAUCAUGGACACAGUCAUAGUCAUGGACACGAUCAUGGACACGGUCAUAGUCAUGGACACGAUCAUAGUCAUGGACAUGGUCAUAGUCACGGUCAUCAGUUUGAUGCUGCCCAUCACUAUGGCAACCCAUGGAUGUCUCCAUAUGCUCAAAGUCAAAUCAGUCCUCCAUUUAAAGCGCCAGGGCAACCUUUCAGUGAUCUACCUCAGCCAGGAGUUUCAUUCACACAUCAGAUCUCCCAUUUAGAGUCUAGCGUGCCCGGUGUUCCUCCACCUGCUCCUGGAUCCUAUAUGGCACGCUCAACCUGAAAAUGUAAUAUCUUUUGGAUUCGUUGGAUACUUCGUGUCUUUAUCACAAAGAUGUACAACAUGCAUAUUUGCUUGUAUAUAACUUGGGCGUAUUUGUUAUUUUUAUUCAUUUUAUAUACUAUAGUUAUCUUUUUAGUUGCAUCUUUUUGUGCCUUAAAGCAACACCAAAGAGUUUUUUUUACCUUAAAAUAACGUUUCCAAAAAAGUUUCAGUGGUUCAUCCACUCAAAACAGGGUGAACGGCACAUUCGCUUUGCAGCCCUCUAUCGGCCAAAACCGCACUAAAGAAGUUUCCAACCGUCGGGUAGCGGUCCUGUAGAUUGAGUGAAAACUAGAAAAACUUGCUUUACGGCAGACCUACAAUCCAAUCAGAGCCAGCUAUGCUGCAGUAUUUACGACAGUGGUAAUGAACAAUUACGCUUUUAACCUGUAGGGGGAGCAAAGAGCAAUAAGUCUUUAGUGUUGCUUUAAUUUAUAGAAUUGAAUAAAAAUAUUUUCUAUUAUAAUUACUGUGUAAAUUCGAACUUUUUCUUUUUGUAAUAUUUUUUAUAAUUUAAUACAUUUAAUUUAAAUAAAAAUAGUAUACAUUAAA